Molecule: messenger RNA, 1045 nt
Organism: Macrobrachium nipponense
Lineage: Eukaryota; Metazoa; Arthropoda; Malacostraca; Decapoda; Palaemonidae
Product: E3 ubiquitin-protein ligase SH3RF1-like
Exons: 6
Coding region: 80-1045 (321 amino acids)
Molecular function (GO): protein binding
Source: RefSeq, a predicted model, not a curated record
UUUACAGGAGCUAAGAUGUCCAGAAUGCCGUGUGCUUGUAGAGGUGCCAGUGGACGAACUUCCACCAAAUAUAUUAUUGAUGCGUAUUUUAGAGAGCAUGAAAAGUGCCCCAAGGGCUGCUUUAAAUCAGUCUGUGAAGCCUUUUCAUAUAUUACCUCAUCCUAGCCAACCUCCUGGUCGGCCAGACCCUGUGGUUGAAGGUCCACCUCUCACUCAAGCACCACCUCCCCCUACACUUCAAAGCUAUUCAGUUGCCAAUACUACCACUUCAUCUGCCUCAAGUACUACAGGACUUUCUGCCACUUUAGAGACUUCUCUCUUCUCUAGUAGCCGUCUGACAGGAUUGGCCGGUGGAGGGGAAGGGGAAGGUCAUGGAAAUGUGUAUGGCGGAAAUAUUAAUACUAUUGGAACCUCAGGAGUCACAGGAACUUUAGGUCGAGAAGGAAAUGGCAGUCAGGGUGUUACUUUAUCUAGUGGUCCUUCACAUCUUGGUUUAGGGCUUACCUCUUCUUCUUCUUCAGCAUCAACAGUACAUCCACCAACAUCACUGCUUACUGGAAAUCAACAUAGACAGACAACACCUCAGCCAUGUGCCAAGGCCCUCUAUAAUUAUGAUAGAAAGGAAGCAAGAGACCUGAGCUUCAAAAAGGGGGAAAUUAUCAAUCUUAGAAAAAAAAUUGAUGCUAACUGGUUCCAAGGAGAACUGAACGGCCAAAUUGGAUUUUUUCCAGCAUCCUAUGUUCAGAUUAUAACUCCAUUACCAAGCCAUAUACCACAAUGUAAAGCUCUCUAUGACUUCAAGAUGACAAACGAUGAAGAAAGAGAUUGCUUAACAUUUAAUAAGGGUGAAAUCAUCACAGUGCUGCGUAGGGUAGAUGAAAAUUGGGCAGAAGGGAAGCUAAACUCUCGCAUUGGUAUUUUCCCACUUUCUUUUGUUGACCUUAAUAGUGCUGCCAAAGCCCUAAUGAAGCUCUCUCUCAAGUAUGUGUUCAGUUCAUUGCUCUUGAAUACUUCUGCCUUGCAUUUGGUUGACUGUAUCAUUUGA